CAUUCCCAGUUGUCUCGUCGGCGGUUACUAAGCAACCGCUACACAAAUGUAGGAAAACAUCCGGGAAGGAGCCUCGAUCGUCUUUCUGAUCGUCUGAACGUGGAAUAACUGCAGGAGUCUUGUUUACUCAUCAGGAUUCAUCCACAGUAAAUUUACUUAAUCAUGACGACGUCCUCUCUUCCCUUCUUAGAUAACAGAGACUGUCUAAAACUCAAGGUGGAAAACAGAACAAGAAACAUUUUCGUAACACAGUCGGAAGACACCAGACACAGAGAGGAGAAGGAUGUCAAUCACAUACCUGUUGUAACAGAGACUGCUAGCAGAGUCCUUGAGGCAGGAGUGAACACUUUGCGAAAGACCCUGGUUCUGAAGAAACAGGCGGAGUUGGAUGAGGUGGACAAGCUACUUGCACUCAAACGGCAAGAGUUUAAGAGCUGUGUGGAGGCUCUAGCACAGAGGAAGUCUGAACUGGAGAUAAAGCAACAGCAAACUAAAGAGAGGGCGAUGAAAUUUGAGAAGUUUGUUGCUGAAAAUGAAGUGAAGCGAUGUAGAGCGCUGAAGAAGUAUGAAGCUGCACAGGAGCAGAACAUUUUGAAGCAGAGAGCGAUAGAAGAUCUGACAGAACAGCUGAAACAGCUUCAGGCAAGACAGCAAGUUUUAAAAGACAGAAUGACAAAAUACAAGAUCUACGAGGAUUACUUGAUGAAAACACUCGAUUAUCUCCCCAGCACUUACCUCGAUAAUGGGUCUGAAUCUUUGGUUAUGCCCAUCAUUCGGCGUCAUGAGACCCUGUCCAUCACCAACCGGGAGCUGCUGCAACGUUUGGGGCGACUUGAAGAGGAGGUGGAGGAGGGCCAGCGACAACUGCAGACCAUGACACAGGAACACAGCAUUAAGAAACUGAUUGCCAACAAAGAACUGUCUGAACUCCAGAGUGAGUUAGAAACACUUAAAGAGAAGAACAAGCAGGCAGAGGUCAACCUGCUGAUGGAGCAAGGCCUGUCCAGAGAGAAGGUUGAGGAAGUGGGACGCUUGCUUAUGGCCGUCAACAACCUUGCAGAGCAGUGUUAUAUACCAGGAUAUGGACCUCUGGAAAACAUGAAUGUACUGACGAUGAUGGGCAUGGUGAAGGAGUACAUACUGGACAAGGCAGACACGGAGAAGAGAGCGAGGAGACUAAUGGAGUCUGGGUCUGCAAUGACAAGCAGAACAGCUCUGACAGACAAGAGAGAGAGGGGAUCAAUGAAAAGCAUUGGCAGUAAAACACAGAUCAAAAGUUCAAGUAAAGUCAGCAGAAAGAGUGAGACAAUGGGUUGAUGUGAAACUUUUACAACUUAUGAUGUGACUACUUAUAGAAAACUAAAUUUGUUGAGCGUGAACGUUCAUUUUUGAUCAUGGAAAAAACAGAUUGACAAAAAAAUCUUUUCAAAUAUCAAAUGUGUCAAGAGAACCCAUCAGGACUGUGAGAUGCAUUUAAAAGCUCUGGAAAAGGCUAGAGUUAGCUAGCUGUGUUAAGCUCCUUUGUCUAUAUUUAAGAGUGGUUUGGUUUGUGUAACAGAGUUUCAGUUUUCCUAAGUCUUGAUGAAAAAUGUUAUGCAGAAAUUUUCCACCUAAAAUUUCGAAAGCAAGUUGAUCAAAUGUAAUUGAGCAUCAUGACUUUAUAAAUAUGUAUCUCAGGAAUGUAAUCAUUGUUGCAUUUUAAAAUAAAAUAGUCACAAUCAGGAAAAAUAUAGUGUAGCAGAGCGAACCUGACUCUGCAAGACCUUUUCCAUGUUGUCAGACAAUUUUGUACAUACAGGUUUUUUUUCACAGCUCUGCAGUGCAGACAGUGAUCGUUAGUUAUGUUGCAAUGCUGCUACUCCUUUGGGCAAUGCAGUUUAAGUAGAGCAAAGCAUGUUCAGCCAUACUUUUUAGGGGUUUGUUUUGUCUGUAAUUUACAUUCCUAAAGAUUAAGUAAUAAUCUGGGUUGCCCCGUUAAGGGGCCACAUUGUGUGUGCCUGCUUUGCCUGCUUCAGAAUUGUGAAUAAUUUUAUUUUGAUACUUUGAGUACAAUUUUCUGAUAAUACUUCUCUACUUUUACUUAAUCAAAAAGAGCAUUUCCAUUAUAACACAGUAUUUUUUUAAUUAUAAUUUUUAUUUUAUUAGUAAUUUUACUUAAGGAUCUGAGUAGCCCUUUCUUCACCACUGUUGAUGACUCUCUAAUCUUGCAUUUCCAGACCUAUUUCCAAAGCAUUACCUACCAACACUAACGGAAAAAACAAGAAAAGCUAACAUAAGACAAGGAAUCCUGACUAAUAGGCCUUGUUAAAAAACACUCUAGAUGCCUUAGUUUUUUUUAUAAAAUCCUUUCACUCAUAGUCAUCCAUUGUUUUUUUAUGGUGCAAUGCAGUCUGGGUAGGGACAUCAAAUUGUUGCACUGAUCCCGUUGGUCCAAUCGCAAUGUCCCCCCCUAAGGCCUGUGCCCUCACAGACAUAAAGUACGUCACCUGGUAAGUUUAUUACCAGGGAGGGAGUCACGUGCACUAACAUACACAUGCACUAACACACACAUGUUGCCAGACCGGCCACCAAAAUUGAGAACAGAGAAGCUAAGAUGACCCCCACCCCACCCCACCCCACCCCA
Seriola aureovittata is the source of this 2623-nucleotide messenger RNA. It is a transcript of the gene ccdc197, whose product is annotated as coiled-coil domain-containing protein 42 homolog. The transcript is spliced from 9 exons. The record is from RefSeq and is a predicted model, not a curated record. Lineage: Eukaryota; Metazoa; Chordata; Actinopteri; Carangiformes; Carangidae. Bases 163 to 1317 code for a protein of 384 amino acids.